GCAGCGGGGCUAUUUUCUUCAGUUACGGUGUCUGACCUAUGGAACAGACAUGAAAACACCCUAAGGUAUAUCAGCUCCAGUACCGUGGUCGCUUACCCAGUAAAGCGCCUUCUAAACUUACGUUCCAAUGUAUCGGUCCAACAAGGUCCCGCUGGGAUUCAGAGAUGAAAGCGUUAAUCUUUGCACCAUUCUCCCCCCACCUAAAAGGUCACAUCCCCUGUAGACAGCUACGUUAUAGUCCACUCUCGCGAGAGUUUGAAAAAAAGGUAAUGCUUUUAUUAACUCCGCCCCCAGCCAUGUUAGUUGCCAGGCAACGAUGCAACCAACCUGUACAGUGGUAGGAAACUUGGGGACUUGUGAUCUUUCCCUUUCACGGUUCCAUCCUCCUUCAAGAGCCUGGGUCAGGGAUUCAGAUUUGAGCCCCGCCCCCUGGAGCUGCAGGUUCACGAUUGGUCGAUGAUUCGCUUCAGACAUCUCCUGAAGAGCUGCCAUGUCUGUGGAUUUUGCAUCUUCCUCAGAACAGAACAACACCCAUGAAACCAAAACCCCAAAUCUCCGAACAGCCGAGAAGAAGUGUUCAUGGGCCUCCUAUAUGACCAACUCCCCGACUCUCAUCGUCAUGAUUGGCUUGCCAGCCCGGGGCAAAACUUAUGUGUCCAAGAAACUCACACGCUACCUCAACUGGAUUGGGGUGCCCACCAAAGUGUUUAAUCUUGGGGUGUAUCGGCGUGAAGCGGUCAAGUCCUAUAAGUCCUAUGACUUCUUCCGGCAUGACAACGAGGAGGCCAUGAAGAUCCGCAAACAGUGCGCUCUGGUGGCACUGGAGGAUGUGAAGGCGUAUCUCACUGAGGAGAGUGGGCAGAUUGCGGUGUUUGAUGCCACCAAUACCACCCGGGAGAGAAGGGACAUGAUUUUGAACUUUGCAAAGGAAAAUUCCUUCAAGGUAUUCUUUGUGGAAUCUGUCUGUGAUGACCCUGAUGUCAUUGCUGCCAACAUCCUGGAGGUAAAGGUGUCGAGCCCUGACUAUCCUGAAAGGAACAGAGAGAACGUGAUGGAGGACUUCUUGAAGAGAAUCGAGUGCUACAAAGUCACCUAUCAGCCCCUGGACCCAGACAACUAUGACAAGGAUCUUUCUUUCAUCAAGGUGAUAAAUGUAGGCCAGCGAUUUUUAGUGAACCGAGUCCAAGACUACAUCCAGAGCAAGAUAGUCUACUACCUCAUGAAUAUCCACGUCCAGCCUCGCACCAUUUACCUUUGCCGGCAUGGAGAGAGCGAGUUCAAUCUCUUGGGGAAGAUUGGGGGUGACUCUGGCCUCUCGGUGCGGGGAAAGCAGUUUGCCCAGGCUCUAAGGAAGUUUCUUGAGGAACAGGAGAUAGUGGACCUCAAAGUGUGGACGAGCCAGCUGAAGAGGACAAUCCAGACUGCUGAAUCCCUGGGGGUGACCUAUGAACAGUGGAAGAUUCUGAAUGAGAUUGAUGCUGGCGUGUGUGAGGAGAUGACCUAUGCGGAGAUUGAGGAGCAGUACCCAGAAGAGUUUGCACUUCGAGAUCAAGAGAAGUACCUCUACCGGUACCCCGGUGGGGAGUCAUACCAGGACCUGGUGCAGCGGCUAGAGCCUGUCAUCAUGGAGCUGGAGCGUCAGGGCAAUGUCCUCGUCAUCUCCCACCAGGCUGUCAUGCGCUGCCUCCUGGCCUACUUCUUGGAUAAGAGUGCAGAUGAGCUACCAUACUUGAGGUGCCCUCUCCAUACCAUCUUCAAACUUACUCCAGUGGCCUAUGGAUGCAAAGUGGAAACAGUUACACUUGAUGUGGAGGCUGUGAACACUCACCGCGACAAGCCGACUAACAACUUUCCCAAGAACCAAACCCCUGUAAGGAUGAGAAGGAACAGCUUUACGCCUCUGUCCAGUUCGGAUACAGUAAGGCGCCCGAGAAAUUACAGUGUUGGGAGCCGACCCCUCAAGCCCCUCAGCCCUCUCCAUGCCCGGGACAUGCAAGAAGGGGCCGACCAGCCGAAGACCCAAGUCAGCAUUCCGGUGGUGUAACUGUGUGUUUCCCUCCAGCCCUGGCCUCCUGCCCUCCUCACUAAUCACCAAGGAACCAUUUAACUUCCAACUCCCCAACCCUACCCCAUCAUUAAUCGUAACACAGAACAUGAGGCUGUGUGUUUUCAGACCAGCUAUAGUAGUCUUCAGUUUGAAACAUCUCCCUAUUCGGAGGCAAGUUGGGUCUUUUAGGACAGGUCCUCAGAUGGGGUGGCGUGGCAGAGGAGGAAAAGGGAUACACUCUUGUGGGGUGAUUGGCACAGCUGGGGUGAGGCUAAGCAUGCCCCAUGCACCUGGUUCUUCUUUCAUUCCCUGGUGCCUAAACUCAUAAUGUCAUUUGUGUUGGUGAAGAGGGAGUGGGAUGGAGGAGCCCCACACAAGCUCAUUGUUUCUUCACUUUUGUUUGUCUCUUGAAUGUGUGUUUUACUCUGUCCUUACUUGCCUGCUUUCUUCCCCCUCAUUCAUCUGCCCUUCGGAUUGCCCAGUGUCAUGCAUGACAUUGUGGUCUCUGUCUAGGAAGGAAGGGUGGUAGGCGAGAGAAAAGUCUAGGCUCGAGGAGUACUCUCUGCAGUGCACUGGGGGAGUAUUUUCUUUCCCUUCUUUACUCUUCCUGAGCCAGAUCCUGCAAGGGUCAUUCCAGGCUACAUCCACAGAAUGCUUUAGAGUGUGCACGUGGACUUAGGGUGAGAGUUCUUGCCUCCUUUCAUGAGAAACAACCCUAAGUCUUCCCUUCUGGGUGAAGCUGGCUCUGAGUAUGUGGGAAGUAUCUUGGCUUGUAUUUUUAACUGGAAGAACCUGACAUAAGGUCUUCUGGUUGCUGUGGAGUGGGGUUAGGAGAGUAUGGUGGUCUCUCUCUCUCUUGCAAGGGUCUUGUAGGGCAGUUGGAUCUUUUCUCCAGUGAUUCCCAGGUUUUUUGCCAACCACAGCAACUUUCCUGCCAAAGCCAGUGACCUCUGGACUAUUAGAAGGAUAGAGUUAGAUUCAGGAGUCGCCACUGAUGUUUGAAUUGCCUGAGGCGAAAGGCAGAGAAGAGUUCACUAAAGCUAUUAUUUUUGAGUUACCUUCAGCAUAUUCUCCUUCUUAAGUAAAAUUAAAAAGAGAAAAAAGAAUUGCACAAGCGAUCUCUCUCACUGGGGUAUUCUUUCUUUUAUUCACCGGGAAAAACUACCCCAUCUUGAGGUCUGGAAGAAUCCUUGGGACUCUUUGGGGUCUAGCUUUUGACUGUAUUUAUUUCCCCCUCUCUUAGCCUAAUUUAUUCACUUCGAUCAUUUUAUUUUCUUUGUGGGGUUAAACAGGAAAUAUAUAGAGCGGAGAUUCUUAACCCCCGGGUGAUCUGUGCUGGCUCAGACCUUCCCCCCUCUGCUUUGUAUGCAAAAUAUAUGAAUUUUUCUGGGGAGCAAUAUAUGAUUUUUCUGGGGAGCAAUUCUAGAGUUCUCAUGAGAUUUUUUAAAAGACAUGGGUGACUCCCCUACCCUGAAGUUAUAAACUUAUUUUUUAGAGGUAAGCAGAGAGAGCAAGUUUGCUGUUUUUCUGAAGGUCGUUUUGUUUUGGUUUUUGUUUGGUAAUAGAGGACCUCCUGGAGUAGUUGUUAGAAUCCCCUUUAGAACUCUGGAAACAGGCACAGUUUGGGUCCACCUGAGACUUGGCACUAACUCAGAAUCUGGAGUGGUGUGGCCUGCACUGGUAUGUAAGUAGCUUCCUUGGUGAUUCUGACUCACACCCCAGGUUAAGACUUCCACUUUAUGAGGGCGCAUGCAGCAGUACUGGGCUUGUAGUUCUUGGACAAGGCAUCAACUUAGGAAUUCUGAAUUCUUUGAGGCUCUAAAAGGACAGCUCUCUUGAAUUAGAUGUUUGGACAAAGCACGAUAUUAAAUAAUUCCUUAGAAGGCAGACUGCUGUGUUUUAGAAGAAUAUUCUAGGUUCUCAUAUCAUGUUUAACCUUUAUAUUGCAGUGUGAUGUGGAACAAAUUGCUAAAUUCAAUAAAUGUCCUUGAUAAUAGCCGGGGAUUUUAAGCAGCCUGGAGAGAGGCACUAGGGUGAAGCCUGUAGGAUGAGAAAGGUCCUCAUCUCAGGCAGCUGGCUCCUGACCUUGAGUCCUUCACUCUUAUACCCUGAGUAGAACACCACAACCACUUUCCAAAGGUUGCUCACCUAGAUCCUGUUUGGUCAAUUGGUCCAAGACUUAAAGUAACCUGGUGUUUCUGUUUAGCCAUUAUAAAUGGUGUACUUAGUGUCUGUGUUUGUUGGACUUAGAGCUCGGUGAGGACGCUCGUGGGGAAGGAUACAAAGGAGUGGAAGAAAAGGUUCUUUCCCUCUGGGAGGAUAUUUUAUUGACAAGGCAUGUAAUUUAUAAAAAAUGGACAUACGCAAAAGGGCAGCAUGUUGAGCCUGUUAAGUGCUGUCAUUAGAGUGGAGCACAGAUUGCUUCUCCUGACUUUUCUCAUGUCUUGUGGCUGCGAGCUGCAUGAGUUGGGAGAUGGGAAUGGGACAGAUGGGAUCCUGUGCCAGAAAGAGAUGUGUGGGGUCGGGGAUAUAUGCAGCACUUUUCAUUUAAGGUUACCUUGACUAGGUUCGCUUGGCUAGUGACAUCUUUAGCCGAAGUGGGUAUAGUGCUGUGAGAUGAGAGAUAUUGAGUGUUAAUCAAAGAGAAGAGGGAGCACCCUGAUCCACAGAUUUUGGAUUUGGGCUGUACCUACUCUUAGUGAGGAGAAUUCUCAAACUAGCAUUGUGUUACCUUGUUAUAAACCCUGGCAUUGGAGGCAGCUCACUGGGAUGUUGAUGUUGGCUCUCAGCCUGAUAGUUACUUCUUCACACUUCCCCUGUACUAGUUUGCAUCCCCCCAAAAAGGCACCUCACAUAGUUUUAUUAUCCUUAGAUGCUGUUGUUUUUAUUGUUGGGUGCCUUUGAGUCAUUUCUGACCCACAGCAACCCCACGUGACAAAGUAGAACUGCCCUGUAGGGUUUUCUUGACUGUAAUCUUUACAGAUCACCAGGUCUGUCUCCUGUAGAGCCUCUGGGUAAAUUCAAACCACCAACCUUUCAGUUAGCAGCUGAGCGCUUAACCCUUGCACCACUGGCCUUGAGAAAUUGGAACCUGACGACAGCAAGAGUUUCAGCAUCCUUCAGUUUUUAGAGUGAGAUCCCUUCAGAGAAGGUUCAGCAGGAAGAAGCCAGGAGAAUACAGAACUGAGUAGAAUUUUUACUCCAAAUCCUAGUUGUUGUUGUUGUUGGGUGCCAUUGAGUCCGUUCUGACUCAUAGCAACCCUUUGUACAACAGAAUAAAACACUACCUGGUCCUGUGCCAUCCUCAAAAUUGUUGUUACGCUUGAGCUUGUUGUUGCAGCCACUGUGUCAAUUCAUCUUGUUGUGGGUCUUUUUUUCCCUGACCCUCUACUUUACCAAGAAUGAGGUCCUUCUCCAGGGACUGAUCCCUCCUGAUAAUAUGUCCAGAGUAUAUAAGAUGUAGUCUUGCCAGCCUUGCUUUUAAGAAGCAUUCUGGCUGUACUUCUUCCAAGACAAAUUUGUUCAUUCUUUUGGCAGUCUGUGGUGUAUUCCGUAUUCUUCGCCAACACCACAACUCAAAGGUGUCAGUUCUUCAGUCUUCCUUAUUCAUUGUCCAGCUUUCACAUGCAUAUGAGAGGAUUGAAAACACCAUGGCUUGGGUCAGGCGCACCUUAGUCUUCAAGGUGACAUCUUUGCUUUUUAACACUUUAAAGAAGUCUUUUGCAGAUUUGCCCAAAGCAAGUGUCUUUUGAUUUCUUGACUGCUGCUUCCAUGGGUGUUGAUUGUGGAUCCAAGUAAAAUGAAUCCUUGACAACUUCACUCUUUUCUCCAUUUAUCAUGAUGUUGUUUGUUGGUCCAGUUGUGAGGAUUUUUGUUUUAUGUUGAGGUGCAGUCCAUACUGAAGGCUGUGGUCUUUGAUCUUCAUUAGUAAGUGCUUCAAGUCCUCUUCACUUGCGGCCAGGGAGAUGUGUCAUCUGCAUAAUGAAUCUUCCUCCAAUCCUGAUGCCCUAUUCUUCUUCAUAGAGUCCAUCUUCUCAGAUUAUUUGCUCAGCAUACAGAUUGAAUAAAAUGGUGAAAGAAUACAACCCUGACACACACCUUUCCUGACUUUAAACCAUGAAGUAUCCUCUUGUUCUGUUCGAACCUUCCUCAUGAGCACAAUUAAGUGUUCUCAAAUUCCCAUUCUCCAAAUCCUAGAGAAGUCCUAUUUUUCAUCUUUUCUUUCCUGUCCUCUUCUCUUUGUCUUCGUUGAAGUGAUUGGAGCAUACUCACAUGAUUAUCAUUGUGUCUGUAUCACAAUCCUACGAAGGAAGGAUGGACUGUAGAGAACCCUUUGCUGAGGCUUUAGGUUUUUCACAGGAGAAAUAGGUGAAGAUUUUGGCAUUUAAUCCAUUGGUAUAAAAUGGGAAAGGAAAAAAUCACUUUUCCUUUCCUUGCUUCAAAGGUGAAUGAGGAAUUGUGUGACAGACUUGGAAGAGGAAUGUAAAGACAGAGAACUCAUUUCCUUUCCUAUUUCCUAAUGUCCCAAUUGGAAUUUAGCUCUUACCUGUUAACUAUAUAGUUUUUUGUUUUGGUAGAGGGGUAAUUUUACAUUAAGCUGGAAAGCAGCAUAUGAAAAGGUUUUUUAAAAAUAUGCUUUGUGCUAGGGGUCUGUCCUAUAUCAGUGUCUCUGGGGUUUUUCUGUGAAAAGUUAGGGGUACAAUAUAGUCGUACUCUUAGUCUGAAUGGAUGAAUUUUUUACAUGGACUUCUGGGUAUCUCUCUUUGUAACCCACAUUUGAUCUUCAGAGCCCUGGCAUUUCAAAGAAUCGUAUGAUAUAUAUAGCUGUUUAGGAAUAUGUCUUCUGGUUUUUCUGUGAGCGGAUUUGAAUUCCAGAGAAAGUCGUUGGUGCUUGGGGUAACAAAACAAGGGAAAAUGUGUUUUAUAAUUGAGAAAACUAUAUUUGGGCUAUGUAGUCUUAUUCGAUUGUCUUCUGCCAAGCCCAGAAGCCAUGCUGUGUUUAUUGUGAAGAAAUCUGAUAAAUCUGCCCAGGUUGUCCAGUAUGCAUUUUGACUUGUUUGUGUUUGGAAAAAAAGAAAAAAAAAAAAAUUUUUUUUUUUUAAUAUGUAACAAUUAACCCGGGUUGCAACAUUGGCAGGGUAGAUCUUCAGCUUCUCCCAGGGAUGACACAGAUACCAGAAAUAUGUCCAGGAAUUUAAUUUAGACUCAUAGUGUCCAAAAGACUGUCUCAAGUAGUAUCUGUAUGCUUACUAGUCAGUUGACUGACUGACACUCUAAUAGUGUUUAGAUGCUGACUGAGUGACAGACUCUAGCAAGAUUAUUGUGUUGACUUACUGACAGAGCGUAGAAGGGUCUGUGUGCAGACUGACAGACUCUUGUCCUGCCUGUUUCUGACAGUCUGCCUGUUUUCUGAUUGUACUGCUGGGUAGUGUAUGCACAUUGUUGUCAUUCUCUGUCUCUAGUCUGUGUGCUACAAAGAAAGGAACUAAACACUCCACAUGUUUGCUUUAGAAGGAAGCAAACACUAUGGAUUUUUAGUAGACAUUUAAAAAGCACUAUGAUUUUUAAUAGACGUUUCUUUUCGAGCAGUGGGCAAAUUCUCAUCAGUUUGUAAAAGAUGAAGGUUGUACUUUCCUUGUGUGGUAUUUUGUGAACUCAGCUGAGGGGAUACCUGUUCGAAGCCUGAAACUGUUACCUCUACUUGAAGCCAUCUCACCUAGUCCCCCACUUCUAGGCAGGACUUCACGUUCACCAUUUGUUUCUGAAACCUUUUAUGUCCUUCAGCUUUCCCUGUUGUGGAAUGGAGCAUCCUAUUGGAUAAUAUGGCCAUUUUUAGUCUGCCAUCCAUUUGGCUUUUACUUCUAAUCUAAUAAAACAAAAUGCAAAGGAAAUUUUGCAUUCAAAAUUCGAUUUUAAGAGUUGGUAAAAGCAUUCGUUCCAAGAGCCUUUUUAUUGGAGGUCUGUGACCAGUAUUUACCUACUCAGUGUGUUUGUAUCUGAAUUGCUUGUGUACAUUUUUUAUUGUGUGCAAAUAACUAGAUUAACUCAUUCUGACAUGGUAAUGGUUUUGCUAUGGCAAAAGCAGAAGACUGUUCACAAGCUGUGCCUUUUGGAGGGGUGAGGGAGUAGGGCUGAGCACCACUAGGUGAGUGGGAAUGGACUGGGUUGGGAAGCCAAGAAAUAGAGGUCUACUGCAAAUUUCCUAGGCACAGCUCUGUUGAAAGAAGGAAAGUAAGUCUUUAACAGCAUUCUGAUUUAAUCUGGUGACAUUGAUAUCAUGACAUGCCACCCAGAUCCACAUAAGGUAUAUAUAACUGUACUUGCAAUGUAUUUUUCUCUCUCUGUGUGUGUAGAAUGGGUAAAUAAAAUUGCUGAGUAACUUAAACCUACAGAAGGCUUCUGGGUUUUUUGUUUUGUAUUUUGGGUUGUGUUGCCCCUGUCAAACACUCCCCCACCCCCAAAAUGUUGCCUUAUGCUGCACAGUGGUUGAGUGGUUGAACUGCAGACAUGCCAAAGCAAGUUCCCAGUGUGAUUGGUGUCCUUGGUGUAGCCAUGGCUCUCCACCACCCCCUUCUGGAGGAGAUAGGAAGAGCAUUAUAGAAGAAGGCACAUGAACCUCAGUAGGGGUUGUUGUAUGUCCCUGUUGGUGCCUUUACAAGAAUUAAGGAAAACAUAUUAUUUAACGGUACUGUGCUAUGACUCUCCUGUAAGUUAUGCUAUCUAUUGAAAUGAAAAACUUUGGAGAUAAUUUAGAAUUCAGUGGGCUGUUUGUCCUAACAAAUGGCCGCCUGUUUCUGAAAGUGAUUAUAGCCAGUGGUGUAAAAUGGCAUUUAACUUCUUCUGGGACAGGGAGUACAGGUGGAGUAGUUUUGUCAUUCUCAGGCCUUAUGGCUCAUUACCCUAAGGUAACAAGGACCAGGAGCUGUAAAAAAUGCAGACGUUCAGGCCCCAUCCCAGACUUGCUAAGUCAGAAUCUUUCUUUUUAAUGAGAUCACUGGGUGAUUUGUAUACACAUUUAACAUUUGAGAGGCACUGCUCUGAGGGGAAGAAUUUACCACACAGAAAAACAUUAAAUCCCAGCUUCUGGGAAGAAGCUGAUUUCUGCUCUGAUGAAUGAUUUCAGAGUGGACUGGGAUAACUAAUGGUAGGGAUGCUGCUCAGAAUCCAAGUAGCUCCUGGCUGCCGUCUCACCCUCUUGACAUGGUCUUGCAGCUGGCUGAGGUAGCCUAUGUGUUCUCCUCUUACCACAGGGAUCCCUUCAGCUUCCACCAUAAUCGUGGGUAUGUAGCUUGUGGUCCAGGUCUGAAAGGAGCACCUAGUCCGGCAUGACCACGAGGUUGGCUUCUCAGGGAAAGGAGCUCAUGGCUAUGCCAUUAGGGUUGGUCUAACUGCCAGAGUAAAGGUACAUGUGCAAGCACACAAGUGUGUCCGUGUAUGUAUGAGGAUGUGGGGUGGGGGAAGCAGCGGGAGGGUGAAGGAGGAGCUCUGCUCUGCUCGUCUUUAUUUAUC
This is a messenger RNA of Loxodonta africana (African savanna elephant), 9556 nucleotides long. It is a transcript of the gene PFKFB2, whose product is annotated as 6-phosphofructo-2-kinase/fructose-2,6-biphosphatase 2. Gene Ontology annotation, biological process: fructose metabolic process; fructose 2,6-bisphosphate metabolic process. Gene Ontology annotation, molecular function: ATP binding; 6-phosphofructo-2-kinase activity; fructose-2,6-bisphosphate 2-phosphatase activity. The record is from RefSeq and is a predicted model, not a curated record. Bases 491 to 2044 code for a protein of 517 amino acids. The transcript is spliced from 15 exons. Gene Ontology annotation, cellular component: cytosol. Lineage: Eukaryota; Metazoa; Chordata; Mammalia; Proboscidea; Elephantidae.